AUGGAUCAAAUGGAAGGCAGUGGCAGUGGCUCCGCAGUGCUACAUCGUCCUGGGACUUGCUGACAUCUGUGGAAAGAUGCACAGUAAACAUCGGGGAGAACUAUAAACAACAUUUAUUUACUAUUGUCAGUCAGGUGACAUCGCAGUAACAUCAGCAAACAGGAAGUGUUAUGCUGUCACAGGAAGUGCCCGAAAGAUCAAAGACAACGCAGCCGACUGGCACAACCUGAUGAUGAGGUGGGAAAAACUCAACGAGGAAGGAUUCGAAGUGGCGGGAAACAUCGUCAACAUGAGACUGACCCGUUCUCAGAGUGAUCAGCUGCUGGUGGACGAGUCUUCAUCACCUACAUCAGCUCCAUCAGCUUCCUCAGCUCUCUGGCAGCUGCCGGGCAGAGCUCCAGAGCUGCAGGACGAAUGCUGCAAACUGCAAGAUGUCAUCAACAAAAUGGGCGUUGUGGUGAUGAAGAUGGAGCGUCUGGUGACAUCACAGCGAGCUGUUCAAGAUCUGGAGGAGUUUCAAUUUGGACCUGAAGGAAGAAAGUUUCCUCUGUUUCACAGCUGGGACACCAAACACUUUGAGGAGUCGUCUCGUAUCUUGUUGGAGUCAUUCUGUCAGGAGCUGAAGUUGAAGCAGUUGAUCCUGCAGGAAGUCGCCCACACCUUGACCUCUGACCUUUGCAUGGUCUACCUGUCCUGCUGGUUGCACCAGCCCUUCAUCCCCCCACAAACCAGACUGAUACUGGAGGCUCUGCUGCUGGAGACUGGACACCGCCCGCUCUGAUGUCAUCCAUCCUCCAGAGUCAUGUGAUCAACACCAGGGUCAUCUGACUGACCAGGCACUAACCUAGCUUAGGUCAAAGGCUUAAGUCAGGGGGAAACUGUUAGGCUAGCUGUUGUCAGCACAGGUGUAGAAGCAGCGCUGUAAAGAGACGUAAAGCUGGAUCAACGUCCUGACGCAGAAGGUUAACCCCUACAAUCAGCUGAUGGACAUCAUUCGACACACAAGUCUGUUUUUGUCUCUAAAGCUUAAAAUUCAAUGUUUAUAUUCCAAUUGACUACAUAAACAAAUGUUUUAUAAUGAAUAUGUAUUUGUUGCUGACCUUGUGCACAAACAGUAAAACUAGUUUGACGUUCUCAAAUUUUCACGGAGGAAGAACAAACGCUCUGUUAGCAUCAGAAGCUUCACUGUGAAAAACGACUUAAACACAGAACCAGUUUCCCUGCGUCGUUCUCAGUACGACUGUAUGUGACAACAAAGAAAACAUGAAACAGCUCAAAGUCGAGGUCAUCACGUCUGUUUAUUGGAGGAACAUGAAACAUGUUUAAUUCAUUCAGCACUCAAACUGUUCUCAGUCUGUCCUCACAUCGCUUCUCCAAACCAGCACAAAUGUUCACGUUAUGUUUGGAAAAUGUUUUGCUGUGAAGUUUUAUAAAAAGUAAUAAAAUAGUGCAACUUUUUUUAAA
Molecule: messenger RNA, 1464 nt
Organism: Acanthopagrus latus (yellowfin seabream)
Lineage: Eukaryota; Metazoa; Chordata; Actinopteri; Spariformes; Sparidae
Product: cyclin-dependent kinase 2 interacting protein
Exons: 6
Coding region: 230-781 (183 amino acids)
Source: RefSeq, a predicted model, not a curated record